AUGUUGCCAGUUGGUACCAAAAAAGAUGGGAAACUGGUCUACAUGUGCUUUGUGGACCUGAAGAAGGGUUAUGAACGUAUCCCCCAGGUGGGGUGUACUGCGGGAGUAUGGGGUACCAGGGCCGCUGAUGCGAAUGAUGUGGUUCUGUUGGCUUCAUCAGACCAUGAUCUUCAGCACACAUUGGACUGGUUUGCAGCCAAGUGUGAAGCAGUCAGGAUGAGGGUCGGCAUCUUCAAGUCUGAGGCCAUGGUUCUCAGCCUGAAAAUGGUGGAUUGUUCCCUCCAGGUGAGGGGAGAGUUUCUGCCCCAAGUGAAAGAGUUUAAGGAUCUAGGGGUCUUGCUCUUGAGGCUGUGUGCUGUCUCAUCACUCCCUGCUCAUCAGUACCAUUUUGUUUAUGAACAAAUGAACAUGACUGAAGCUCAGAGCUACUGCAGAGAAAACUACACAGACCUGGCCACUAUAGACAACAUGGAGGACGUGAACCUCUUGAACUCCAUGGUGGAUUUAAACAGAAUGAUCUACCCAACAUUCAGCUAUUUAGCCUGGAUAGGUCUGUACGACGAUGUGAACAGCUGGAGGUGGUCGCUGUCAGACAGAAGUUUCUACACACAGGAGGAGGCUGAGUUCAGGAACUGGUACAACUAUGAACCAGACAAUGAAAAUAGUAGAGAACACUGUGCAUGGAUCACCAAUGAUGGACAGUGGAAUGAUGUUUUUUGUGAUUUCUACCGUACAGCAGUCUGCAUGGAUGUCACAUUUGUCUUCAUCAACAAAACAAUGACAUGGACUGAAGCUCAGAGCUACUGCAGAGCAAACCACACAGACCUGGCCAGUGUGAGAAACAUGGAGGAAAACCAGAAGGUAACAGAGCUGCUACCUUCAGGACAAGAUGUCUGGAUCGGCCUUUUCAGAGACUCCUGGAAGUGGUCGGAUGGAAGUAACUCCUCAUUUAGGUACUGGAAUGAGGUUGAACCUAAUGGGAACAAGGAGAACUGUGUGGCAGCAUACUUCGGCUAUCAUGGAAAAUGGGAGGACUGGCCCUGUGAUCACAGGACAGGAUUUAUCUGCUACAGUCCACCUGUCUCAAAGAAAGUGGUGAGAGUGAGGCUCAUGAAGAAAAGCUCCUCUCUGGAUCUGAAUGACCCUGCUGUGAUGGAAGACAUCUUGAGGGAGCUCAAACAGAAGCUGAAGGACAAGGGAGUGGACGGAGACGUCAAACUGAGCUGGAGGAAGCAGUCGGAUGGAAAGGUCUUCCACAAGGAAAAGGAGACUGAGAAGAAAACCACUAAGAAAAGAGAUGAGCUUUAAUGUUUGAAUUCUGUCAGUUUCCAUGAAAGAUUUUCUUUUUCUUUAUCUUUAGAAUAGUAAUGUUUUGUUGAAAAACAUAUUUUACUGUUAACUUUCUGUGAUUUGUGUGAUUAUCUUGAAUUAUUAUCACAUCCUAUUUUUCCGAUAUCCCCCUUGUAGGAAUGUAAACUGUAAGAUUUAUCAUCUUUCAUGUUGUGAUUGCAUAAGUGAGCAGUGCUUUGAGCUACAUGCUAAUAUCAACAUGCUAACAUGCUUGCAAUGGAAAAGGUAAAAUGCAACGUACAUGUCUGUUGAGUCUGGAUGUUGAUUUCGAGGGUGAUUGUUUCUUCUUUUGUUAAAUUGCACUUAGUUCUGACAUCAAAGUCAGAAUUCUGAGAUCAAAGGAUGUGUUUGGAACCGCCUACAAACGUAGACCCUGGACUAAGCUGGUGAGCUAAGGUAAACCAGUUGGCCCCAAAUCUCUGAAAAAGUUGGAUCAGAUUGGGCAGAUUGGAAAGUAAAAAUCUUAUUUGGUCAUAGUCUCACGUUAAAAAUAUAAAAACUUUCUAAAAUGCCAGAUAAGCAGUCAUGUUGGGAAAAACAAGUUUUUAGCCUGUUCUGAAAUCACAGCCACUUGUCACUGUUGCCGCUGGCUGGUGUGAAAUGCAUUCUGGGAUACUGGUAGUAUACUUCAGUGUGAACGGUCAGUUUACUUAAUCAUUUAUUUAAUAAGUAGUAUAACCUUAAAUUAAUGAAACCUGCCUGAAAUUCAUUCACACAGAAGCACAAUCUCAGAUUGUACAAUCAUUAUUUUCUUCAUGAUGAUAAGUUAAAACAAAAUGUUACCUAUUGUAACUGUAAGUCAAAUAAACUA
Molecule: messenger RNA, 2161 nt
Organism: Lates calcarifer (barramundi perch)
Lineage: Eukaryota; Metazoa; Chordata; Actinopteri; Centropomidae
Exons: 7
Coding region: 1-1308 (435 amino acids)
Source: RefSeq, a predicted model, not a curated record